AAAUAAAAGGAGCGUAUAGCCAGCCAGCGGGGGAGAACGACGGAAGAAUCAAGAAUGGCAUGGAGAGGACAAGUUUGUGGAUAUCUUAAAGAGCUUCGGAUUCUGCUCUGCCAAUCUUCACCGUCAAGUUCAUCUGCUAGAGCAUUCGUGGAGAACAAUUACAAGGAUCUCAAGUCUCUCAACCCUAAACUCCCCAUCCUAAUCCGUGAAUGCAGCAACAUCCAGCCUCAGCUAUGGGCCAGAUAUGAUAUGGGUGUUGAGAGGGGCAUUCGGUUGGAAGGUUUAUCUGAGGCACAGAUCUCCAAGGCCCUCGAAGACCUUGUCAAAGCGGGAGCAGCGCUUAAAGCUUGAAUUCAAAUAUUUUUGUUGCUCAAAUUUAUGGAAUCCAAUGAAAUAAUUUAACAUUUGAGGUAUGUAGAGAGAUCUUCUUAUCAAGUCUUCCCUAUGUUUUUGCAACUUUUAUUUUCCUCUUCAUAUUGUUGAGGUUUUCGUGCUCAGUGUUAUCUUCGUAUUGUCCCUUGUAUUUUGCUGCGACCAGCAUGACCUUCAACACAUUGUUUGAGUGUCUCAAAAUAUGUGUUCAAUUCUA
Mercurialis annua (annual mercury) is the source of this 589-nucleotide messenger RNA. Its product is annotated as NADH dehydrogenase [ubiquinone] 1 alpha subcomplex subunit 2. The coding region runs from base 55 to 351 and encodes 98 amino acids. The transcript has 3 exons. NCBI's taxonomy places the organism in Eukaryota, Viridiplantae, Streptophyta, Magnoliopsida, Malpighiales, Euphorbiaceae. The record is from RefSeq and is a predicted model, not a curated record.